AUGGCAGGAGAGAGAUCAAAGUUAACAACAAACCACUUUUAUAAUCAUCAGAUUAUUCUUUGUUACUUUCUUAUCAUCUCACAAGUUUCCAUUGCCUCAAGCAACACGAGUAAUGUAGGAGUUAACUGGGGAAUAAUGGCGAGUCACCAGCUUCCACCAGAAAAGGUUGUGAAGAUGCUAAUGGACAAUAGUUUCACUAAGCUGAAACUAUUUGAAGCCGACCAAAACAUCUUAGACGCUCUAAUUGGCUCAGACAUUGAAGUCAUGAUAGGAAUACCAAACCGGUUUCUUAAAGAAAUGGCUCAAGAUACAUCUGUAGCAGCUUCAUGGGUUGAAGAAAACGUUACUGCUUAUUCUUACAACGGUGGAGUCAACAUCAAGUACAUAGCUGUUGGAAACGAGCCUUUCCUUCAGACAUAUAAUGGAACUUACGUUGAGUUCACAUUACCAGCUCUUAUCAACAUCCAACGAGCACUAGAGGAAGCUGAUCUGAAAAAUGUGAAAGUCACUGUUCCUUUCAACGCAGACAUCUAUUUUUCCCCUGAAGCGAACCCUGUUCCAUCAGCUGGAGACUUUAGACCUGAGCUAAGGGAUGCAACGAUUGAGAUAAUCAAUUUCUUGUAUUCACAUGAUUCGCCUUUCACGGUUAACAUAUACCCUUUUCUUAGUCUCUAUGGAAAUGCUUACUUUCCUUUGGAUUUUGCCUUCUUUGAUGGGACUAACAAGUCUUUGAGAGAUGGAAAUUUGGUCUACACCAAUGUGUUUGAUGCGAAUCUCGACACUUUGAUUUGUGCUAUGGAGAGAUAUAGCUUCUUGGGGAUGAAGAUCAUUGUAGGAGAGGUCGGGUGGCCUACGGAUGGAGACAAGAACGCUAAUGUAAAGAGUGCAAAGAGAUUCAAUCAGGGAAUGGUAAAGCAUGCUAUGUCUGGAAAUGGAACGCCUGCGAGGAAAGGAGUGAUUAUGGAUGUUUACCUUUUCAGCCUUGUUGAUGAGGACGCCAAGAGUAUAGCACCGGGGACUUUUGAGAGGCACUGGGGGAUCUUUGAGUUUGAUGGGAGACCGAAAUAUGAGCUUGACUUGUCAGGUAAAGGAAAUGACAAGCCUUUGGUUCCUGUGGAAGAUGUGAAGUAUCUGCCCAAAACUUGGUGUAUUCUUGACCCUAAUGCAUAUAACCUCGAUGACUUGCCUGAUAAUAUCGACUAUGCUUGUAGUUUGUCUGAUUGCACAGCACUCGGGUAUGGAUCCUCUUGUAACCAUCUCACUGCUACAGGAAAUGUUUCAUAUGCCUUUAAUAUGUAUUAUCAGAUGCACGAUCAGAAAACAUGGGACUGCGAUUUCUUGGGGUUGGGUUUGAUCACAGAUGAAGAUCCAUCUGAUGAACUUUGCGAGUUCCCUGUAAUGAUUGAUACAGGAGAUUCAACGAGGUUGCAGCCUGGAUCUUCAAGAGUGUUGACCAGAGUCGCAGCCGCGGUUUUAGUUAUGUUGGUCCUUCCCAUCUUGUAG
Molecule: messenger RNA, 1503 nt
Organism: Arabidopsis thaliana (thale cress)
Lineage: Eukaryota; Viridiplantae; Streptophyta; Magnoliopsida; Brassicales; Brassicaceae
Product: O-Glycosyl hydrolases family 17 protein
Exons: 1
Coding region: 1-1503 (500 amino acids)
Biological process (GO): carbohydrate metabolic process
Cellular component (GO): membrane; plasma membrane
Molecular function (GO): glucan endo-1,3-beta-D-glucosidase activity; hydrolase activity, hydrolyzing O-glycosyl compounds
Source: RefSeq, marked reviewed